CUGGCACAGGAGGAGUUACGGGAAAAGCUACCUCACAGAUGACUGCUUCCCUCUUUAACCACCACCCCCAACUGUUCUUAUAGGAACAAUUCACAUUAUCAAUUGUGCUUGAGUUCAGUGCACAUAAACAAGUGCAACAGAGAGCCAAGAGCAUUGUGAAAUGCAUCUAGGCAGGUGAACACCUGCUUGUCUCGUGUUACAAUAAACUGGUGCUGCGGACACAAUCAGAGCCACACCUGAGACAGGACAGGCAGAUUUGGAACAGUUUGCUUCACCACUGCAGAGAAAAGCUGGAUGCAAGCAAAAGCCGACCUACCUACCUACCCACAGCACCGGAGUCUCACGGGAUGAGUGUAUCGGCCCAGCGGCGAGUUUUGUCCAAAGACGGCCACAACAAUGCGCGGGUCGAUAAUUUAGAGGGCAAGAUGCAGCUCUACCUGCACGACAUCUGGACCACAGUGUUGGACAUGAAGUGGCGCUACAAGCUCACUCUCUUCAUCUCCACCUUCUUCACCACCUGGUUCGCCUUUGGCAUCCUCUACUACCUUAUCGGCCUGAAGAACGGCGACAUCGACAUCCCGCCGACGUCUAACCACACGCCAUGCAUUGCGAAUGUGGCCACGCUGACUUCGGCGUACCUCUUCUCUCUGGAGUCGCAGACCACCAUUGGCUAUGGCUUCCGUCACAUCAACGAGGAGUGUUCCCUGGCCAUCCUAGCACUGGUGGUGCAGCUGGUGAUGACAGGCCUGGCCGAGAUCUUCGUGACCGGUGCCUUCCUGGCCAAGCUGGCGCGGCCCAAGAAGAGGGCGGAGAGCGUCAGGUUCAGCCGCUACGCGGUGGUGUGCGCGCGCCAUGGCAAGGCAUGCGUGAUGGUGCGUGUGGCCAACAUGAGGAAUAGCCUGCUGGUGCAGUGCCAGAUCAAUGGGAAGCUCCUGUCCCCCUACAUCACCGAGGAGGGAGAGAAGAACCUGCUCCACCAGGUUCCCGUGAACUUCCGGCUUGACUCUAGUGAUGAGUGGCCAUUCCUCGUUGUGCCCCUCACCUUCUACCAUGAGCUCGACGAGAGCAGCCCACUGGCUGGCCUAACUGCCGAAAGCCUGAAGACCAGUGACUUUGAGUUGGUGCUCUCUCUCAGUGCCUCCACAGAGUCCACGGGCACCUUCUGCCAGUGCCGCACCUCCUACACUCCACAGGAGUUCCUGUGGGAUUGUGAGUUUGAGCCUCUGAUCUUUGUCGCACCUAGGGGCAGGCCUAUCAUAGACUUCGGCUUCUUUGACAAGGUUCAGGCGAGCAUGGAAUCCUCACUGCUCCAGAACCCCAAAACUGAGAAGCUGAGGCUGGAGGAUGAGUACAGGAGAGAGUGAAAGCAAAGGAGGAGAAGACAGGAAGGAGGAAGGUAGCUGUGCACCACGUCAAGUUGGUGCCGAGGAUUAGAUAGGCAGGUUACAUCCUACAUGCCAAAGAGUGACCACAGAAUCAUGUAGAACAUUUUAGAUGCGACCAAAGACUUCAAUCAGUCGAGUCAGAAUCAAGACCAAGACCAAAAGGGGUUAGACGGACAAGUCUGAGUCAAACGGGAGACCAAAAAUUGCUUUAAAAAGGUUUUUUAAAAAGUUACAUACAAGACCAUGAAUCUUAGUAAUUUAAAUAUUUUUUUUGCCAAGGGGACUUGGGGGUGGAGGUGAGACGCCGGCAGGGAACUGGAUAUUCUCAACGGACGAAAGUGUACGCCAUACAUGCGCCUGAUAAUAAAAGAUCCAUCAUAUUUGAGGACUAAAGAAUGGCUUCAUUCUUAUGGUGAACAAUAAGCCAUAUAUGUAUUUGGAUAAAAUGCAGAAACUACUUAGGAAAUGCCCUAGAUGUUCUGAACAGCAUGUUUUCCAACUCCUGAAGGUUUGUGUCUGUGUAUCAAAUAAUUGUUUUCUAAUUUUCAGUCUAUGUAGUGAUUAUUUAUCUAUAUAUUUAUAGUUUAAAUGAUAGAUCUGAUACAUAAUGAGAAAAAUAUAAACUAGGGUGAAAUGGUUUUCGGUUUAUUAAACAAAUAUAAGACCAUAGUCCAUAUUCGAAAGCUCAAAAUCUUCAGCAUGUUUCAAUUAUUGAAUAAAAAAACUGUUCUGCUUCAGACAUAUCCUCAGCCUGUUUUUCUGAGGAUCAUAUUUUUUCUGGCUUUGUUGUGGCAACACUCAGAGCACGCUCAGUGUGUCUGUCUGUCAGUGUGCUCUGAGGGCUGAGCAAGAGGGCUGAGACAACAGAGAGUAUAAUGGUCUCUGUUUAGGAGCAGAACACUGUGCAACAACACUGGGCCCUUACACAUUGAGCAGUUUGGUUUGAAAAUAGUUUAUUAAAUUGACUCAGUAGAAAAUCAUAUAAUUUAUGAAAGUUUAUGCUUUACUGCUUCUGUCAGCAAUCUCAGAGCAUUAGCUCUCUUGCUCAGUUGAGAGAGAUUCACAGAGUUUCGCUUUUCCCACUGUAAAUCCUGCCAACAACGAGGUCCAAAUGCCAUACCAGACCAGCUUCCACAAAAACAAUACAUUUUACAUUAGCACAUAUAGCUCGCAUUUGUAAACAAUUGUAUAUAAAGCUUAAAGUUGAAAGGCCACAAUUGUUUUGACCAACCUUGGUCCACAUAUAUUUUUUUCUAAAAUUAUCAUUAAAAUGUCUAUCUUUGGCUGGCUGAGA
Molecule: messenger RNA, 2679 nt
Organism: Electrophorus electricus (electric eel)
Lineage: Eukaryota; Metazoa; Chordata; Actinopteri; Gymnotiformes; Gymnotidae
Gene: kcnj15
Product: potassium inwardly rectifying channel subfamily J member 15
Biological process (GO): potassium ion import across plasma membrane; regulation of monoatomic ion transmembrane transport
Cellular component (GO): plasma membrane
Molecular function (GO): inward rectifier potassium channel activity
Source: RefSeq, a predicted model, not a curated record